This is a messenger RNA of Sphaeroforma arctica JP610, 1902 nucleotides long. RefSeq lists its product as hypothetical. Gene Ontology annotation, molecular function: microtubule binding. Lineage: Eukaryota; Ichthyosporea; Ichthyophonida. Gene Ontology annotation, cellular component: spindle; mitotic spindle midzone; cytoplasm. Bases 1 to 1902 code for a protein of 633 amino acids. The transcript has 4 exons. Gene Ontology annotation, biological process: mitotic spindle midzone assembly; microtubule cytoskeleton organization. The record is from RefSeq and is a predicted model, not a curated record.
AUGGCAGAAAUAUACCAGAUAGAUGUACCCCUUAUCACAGAGCGGCUGCGAGAGCUGGAGCUUAUCUGGCUGGAUCUCGGAUCCACUGAUCACGAACGGCAUGAACAAUCCACCCGAAUACUGCAUGUGGUGGAUGAUGCGAUUGAACGUGAGUGUGCGCGCAAGGCAUCGUUAGUGGUAGAAGUACACGCGCUAAACCAGGCCAUAGACGAAGCUGAGUUAGCCCUACGUGAUAGUAGUAAUGGGGUUGAUGCUGUGGAUUUAAACCGAAGUUUCUCCUCCAUGAUGAGAAACGAAGUGGGGGAGAAUGGGAGUACUCCCCCGCACACACCGCCGCUGAUUAAGCCUGAGCAGUUUAAGUCACUGCAUCCCAACGGUACGUUGCCAUUGGUUACGCAGAAGAACGAAGCGCUGGUCACGAUCAAAGACCUGAAUCUGGUGCUGCACGAGCGCCGAGAAGUGCUGUUGACAAAUAUGGAUGGAAUAAAAGAGGUUUGGGAAAGGUUAGAUUACAAACCCAGCCCGAAUGAACACGCUAUGCUCCGAUUCGAAGACGUUAUGAAUGCGGAUUGUCGGCUCCCUGGAUGCUGGUCACAGUCGCGCAUCCACACAUACGACGCCGCGCUGGUUCGCGCGCGAGCAGAGGAAGCGGCACGCGUGGAGAACAUCCGCGAUCUAAUCAGCGUGCUGAAUGGGCUGGAACAGCGCGUGUAUAUGACCUAUGAUCCUAACAAGUUAGCCUAUCGAGAUGCAUCCUUGGGUGAUAGUGUGGGCACACAGGACGCGGAAUCUUUCCAGCCGAGGACAGAUAUCAUAAACGGAAUGAAGGGAUCCAUUGCCGAACUAUUGGAAUUGAAAGAAGCACGCAAGCAAGAACUUGCAGAUCUCAGAAGCAACAUCCGCGACUUGGAGGGAAAAUUAGACGUUGAGAUGGAAUUUGGCGCACUAACUCGCCAUGAGCCAAAGGGAGACUACGAACCCUUAUCCCGUAUGCAAUUGAACAAAUACGGGGCUAUAUGGAACAAGCUGCGUGAGAUUCAGCUCGAACGUAUCCAGGACUCUGUGGACGCCGCUAUAGGCCAGUUGCAGAGUAUUUGGGCCGAAGCAGGGGUGAGCGAAAGCGAGCAGCAGGAGUUCUGGAAAGCGCUGAAAGAUCCGUACACGAUCGAUAGUUUGCAGAGCAUCGAGAAUGAGGUUCGACAUUGGCAAAAGUACAUAGAGAAGGCAAAGGUUAUUAUCACCAUGAUUGGGAAAAGAGCGGAUUUUCUGAAAAAAAUGCGAGAGUUCGAGGUGUCGGCUUCGGACCCCGCACGCUUCAAAGGGUCAUCUCUGCGAUUCCUGGAAGAAGAGAAGUUUCGCAAAGGUGCUUAUCCCUCGCUCUUAAAGCGGGAAGCCAAUCUGCGCGAUGCCGUCAUGCGCUUUGAGGAAGAGAACGGUGAACCCUUUCGCUAUCAGGGCGGAAAAUAUAUCGAUAUUCUCGAUGAGGAAAUCAAUACCCGAGUGCUUAGUGCGGAUGUGUUCGGCAUUGCGGGACAAAGUAGUCGCACACCGGGAAGGAGGCAAACCAGUGACCGGUCGCAGCACUCACAGUCAGUAAAAAGGGAGACAUCGCCACCAAGGACGGGGAGGAGUGCGAGAACCCCCGCAGGAAACUCCACCUUUGCCACCCCGGCAGCGCGCAACCAAACCAGGACACCAUCACAAACACCCAUUCACAGCACACGUACAGGCAUGCGCGCACCUAAUAGCGGUAUGUCAGAGCGAAGAACCAAAAUCCCCACACCCAGUGCAUCGCGGGGCAGUGUGACCCCUCAGGCACAUGUAGACAGACAAAGGUCACAGCCGAGUGACCACAACGUGCGCUCCAAUCUAAAUUCGGUGAAUGGACGUUUUCAAGACUGA